Nematostella vectensis (starlet sea anemone) is the source of this 2069-nucleotide messenger RNA. Its product is annotated as E3 ubiquitin-protein ligase RNF146. NCBI's taxonomy places the organism in Eukaryota, Metazoa, Cnidaria, Anthozoa, Actiniaria, Edwardsiidae. The transcript is spliced from 3 exons. Gene Ontology annotation, cellular component: cytoplasm; nucleus. Gene Ontology annotation, molecular function: zinc ion binding; poly-ADP-D-ribose binding; ubiquitin protein ligase activity. Gene Ontology annotation, biological process: ubiquitin-dependent protein catabolic process; Wnt signaling pathway. Bases 101 to 1069 code for a protein of 322 amino acids. The record is from RefSeq and is a predicted model, not a curated record.
CUAUGUCCGCGUGCGGCUGGGUUCUAGUCCUGACAGCCGCGAUUCGUAAAAUCUGCAGCAAAACACGGAACAAAAUUAUCCCGAUUAUUUUUCUAUCUACAUGGCAGAAGGUCCCGAAAAUGUUAAAGAACGGCAGAGUGAUAUAUCCUCAUCCAAGGAAGAUGUAUCAGACUCCGCAGAACCUGUGAAAAAUGCUGUAUACGUUUACUUAUCUACGCCAAGAUAUUUAGUCUCAUACUGUUGUAUUUUUGGUGAUACAGAGGAAGAAGAAGUUCUUCAAAACAUAUUCGAGUUGGAUUAUCAGCCUGAUUGUCCCGUAUGUUUGCAACAAGCUUCGUAUCCCGUUCGUCUGCCAUGCGGCCACAUGUUUUGCUUUCUCUGCAUCAAAGGAGUGGCUCUUAGAAGCCGAAAAUGUGCGAUUUGCCGCCAACCUAUAUCGCCAGAUUACCUAGACAAGCCGACAUUGGUCAAAGUCGUGUCUGGGCAGUCUUCAAGCUCCGAUAAAGCACCUUCAGACCCUCCGGCCGACGAGUAUGUAUGGUUUUACGAAGGUCGCAAUGGCUGGUGGCAAUACGAUACUAAGACCUCUAAAGAAGUCGAGUCGGCAUUCAAAGGAGGCAAGCGUUCUUGUACAUUAUUGAUUGCCGGCUUUCUAUACCUUAUUGAUUUCGAGAAUAUGUUCCAAAUGCGAAGGAAUGAGCCCGGGAGGCGACGCCGGAUAAAAAGAGAUAAACCUAAUGCUGACCGUAAAGGUGUUGCAGGAAUACGAUUAAAGGGACUUACAGUUUCUGAACUUGCCGAUCUGAAAAAUCAGACAACAGAAACUUCUACAGCCGAUAACCAGUGGACUAGUACUGAGGAUGUAUCAGUACAAGCACUUUCUGGGUCACCCACAGAGGCAGCUAAUAGGGACUGUGAUGAUUCGGCAUCGUCAACAUCCGACAAGGAAUCAGCCCCCGAUGAGACAACACAUGAGUUUGCAUGUUUUAUGCUUAUGCAACCGCUGAUUGCUCACUCAGAAAGCUAUCAUAACUCUCCUGUUCUUGGUGAUGUGAAUGCACCAUCUUAGGAUUGGAGAAGUAACUCGGGUGGCAGACAAGGAGGUCCACGUUCAGAGUGGUAUGGAAAUAGGUGAUACAUGUAGAGCAAUUCAAGGGGAAAGGGUUGACAACGCUAGUUUGCAUGGAGUUUUAGGACCUAUUGUCUUUGUCUUGUGCCCCCUUUCUCCCGCCUCUUAAGGCCAGCUCUGCUGUACCUGGGGGAUGCAUGGUUUAAGCAAGCAGUUAAGCUCAAAGUGCAUUAUGUUACAGAGGUCAAAACCAUCGCAAAAGACUAGAUACCCUGAAGAAGAUUCCAUGAUGAGGUGCAAUUACAUUGUGCAGACUGUACUUAGGCAAGAGUGAAGGAGUGUAAGGAGUUUUUUAGAGGAAUACAUGAAACAUUAAGGUUGGAUUUUACUAGGACGCAAGCGCAACGCUCAUGAUUUUCCGAUUCUCACUGGAACGCAAGAGCAAGUGAGAAGUUAAGUAGACGCAACUACUUGAUUAAUGCGAUUAUGUUUGAUUUGUGUUGCGUUUUCAUCCUUGUCUUGCCAUUUUGUUAGAAAAAACAGCAACCCUUAGGGAUCAUAUAUGCCAUGAAUAUGUUGAACCCUCUUUUAAGUUAACUUGGAGGAGGAAAAAAAAUAUAAUAAUAAACUUUUUGCAUUUCUAUGAAAACUUCGACAGCGCAUCUCUGUGAAAAAAAAAACCCUAGGCAACAUUUUGGGCACCAUGUGGUGACAUAGAUGAAGGGUAUUUGUUUGAAUCUUGAUCCAAAAUGUACCAAUUCCCACACCUAGAUAUCAAAACAAAUAACAUGAUAAAAAUCAACAACCCCUCGACAAAAUUACUGAUUGAAAAUAGAAAGGGAAGAAAAAAAGGGAAAAAUGUGCAACAGCACAUAAGCGAAUAAGAGUGUGCCCGCGUAUCGUAUAAAUAGUGAAGUUUCUAAAGUUGCGAUAAAAUUCCAUUCAUCAACAAGCCAGAAAACAGCAUUGUUUAAGAAGUUAAAAGGAGCAAUUAACUGUC